AUGGCUGCGAACACCCCCCGCGCCUGGGCCACCCGCUGCUCUACUAGCGUAUACGCGUUUCUCCCAAUCUCCGGCCCCGUCACAGGACAGCCACAACUGAAGGCGGCGGCCAUUUGGAAUCGCCGUGCAUGGCCUCUGAGGUGCCUGCUCCUUCACCGUGGAUGUCAACGGACGCUGCGCGAAGACGAUGGCGGAGGGCGUGCCUCUAAGCGCGCCGGCUCCGACGCCACUGCGACGAGCUAUCGGAAAUGCAUACCGGAGACAAAACCUCGCGCGGAGCAUAUCCAUCGCAUGAACUUUUGGCUUGCGGAUGCGCUCGCUGUCGGUGUGCCGAUGUCGCAUAUCGACAACGUCGUGCGGGAUUUAUCCUGUCAGAGGGCGUUCCGGAAGAGCUGGAUCGGACUCGCAAACAGGUGGCGCACUCCGAGGACACAUUAG
Messenger RNA from Peniophora sp. CBMAI 1063, 438 nucleotides. NCBI's taxonomy places the organism in Eukaryota, Fungi, Basidiomycota, Agaricomycetes, Russulales, Peniophoraceae. The record is from the annotation of a GenBank genome assembly.